This is a messenger RNA of Lodderomyces pseudojiufengensis, 2337 nucleotides long. RefSeq lists its product as uncharacterized. Bases 1 to 2337 code for a protein of 778 amino acids. The transcript has a single exon. Gene Ontology annotation, molecular function: triacylglycerol lipase activity. Gene Ontology annotation, biological process: lipid metabolic process. Lineage: Eukaryota; Fungi; Ascomycota; Pichiomycetes; Serinales; Debaryomycetaceae. The record is from RefSeq and is a predicted model, not a curated record.
AUGUCAAAGAGAAAACCAUUAUUUGAAGAAGAUAAAGAUUAUAUCAAUGAAGAUCAUAUAAGUGAUUUCGCAAAAGCUUUAAUAUGGCAAGAUUAUGAUACAGAUAUAAAUACUUCACCAACAACUCCUAAAAAUGAACCAAUAGAUUUUAAUAAUAAUAAUGAUGAUAUUUCUUCAACUUCAUCACUGCAUACUGAAGAAAUUGAUGAUGAAUCAUAUAUGUCGGAUAGUAAUUAUAAUACAAGAAAAUUAUUAAAUGAAGGUGCAGAAUUAGGUAUAACACCAACGGCAAAACCAGAUAUGAUUACUUCAAAAAGUGAUUGGUUUCCUGUAAAUAGUGAUAAUUUUAAAAAGGAUAAAAAUAAAUCAUCAAAUUCAAAAAACCAGAAUAAUAAAGAUAAAAAACCAACAUCAACCUUUAAAACUUUACAAAAUGAAUUUAGAAAUAGUGCAAGUUAUACAUUACUACGAUGGCCAAUAUUAAUAUUUGUAUUUAUAUGGAUUACAAUAUUAGGAUUUCUUUAUUUUAUUGUAAGAGCUUAUGUUGCAUUAAGUGAAUAUUUUUUUACAUGGACAGGAGAAAGAAAAAAAUUAAGAGAUAAAUUAAGAAAUUCAAAAACAUAUGAAGAAUGGAUUGAAAAUGCUAUUGCGUUGGAUAAAUUUUUAGGAUUAGAUAAAUGGUCUGAAAAUCCAAAAUUUUCAUAUUAUGAUUACAAGACAGUUAAAUUAACUAUAAAUAAAUUAAAAAAAGCCAGAUUAGAUAACAAAAUUCAAGAAUUAUUAAUACUUUUACAAGGAUGUCUCAAGCGAAAUUUUGCAGGUAUUGAGAAUCGUCAAUUAUAUUCUCAUAGAUAUUAUGGUACUAAAAAUUUAGUUCAAAAUUAUAAUGAAGAAGUUUUAUUAUGUAUUGAGAAAAUAUUAACAACAAAUGAUUUAAAUAUUGAAUUAAAAUGGAAAUUUUUUAAAAUUGUUUCAAAAAAUUAUGGUAAAUCUGCAUUGUGUUUAAGUGGUGGUGCUUGUUUUGCUUAUACUCAUUUUGGAGUAGCAAAAGCUUUAUUAGAUGCUAAUUUAUUACCAAAUAUUAUUUCUGGAACAUCAGGUGGUGGAUUAAUUGCUGCUUUAUUAUGUACUCGAAACAAUGAUGAAUUAAAAAAAUUAUUAAUACCUGAAUUAGCAAGAAAAAUUACAGCAUGUGAAGAUCCUUGGUAUAUAUGGAUUCCAAGAUUAAUUAAAACUGGUGCAAGAUUUGAUUCUGUUGCAUGGGCAAGAAAAUCAAAUUUUUUUACAAGAGGUUCAACAACUUUUGAAGAAGCUUUUGAAAGAACUGGUAGAAAAUUAAAUAUAAGUACUGUUCCUGCUGAUCCUCAUUCUCCAGUUAUUUUAUGUAAUGAUAUUACUUCACCUCAUUGUAUUAUAUGGUCAACUUUAUUAGCUUCUUCAGCAGUACCAGGAAUUUUAAAUCCUGUAGUAUUAAUGAUGAAAAAUCCAGAAAAUGGAACUUCUGUUCCCUUUUCCUUAGGUAGUAAAUGGAGAGAUGGUUCAUUAAGAACUGAUAUCCCCAUUGAUGCAUUAAAUACUUAUUAUCAUGUUAAUUUUACUAUAGUAUCACAAGUUAAUCCUCAUAUAUCAUUAUUCUUUUUUGCACCAAAAGGAACCGUUGGCAGACCAGUAUCAAUAUCAAAAAGAAAAACUUCAAAAGAAAAAUUUGCUUCAUUUAGAGGUGGAUUUAUUGCAACUGCUUUAGAACAAUUAUUUAGAUUAGAAAUUAGAAAAUGGUUACAAAUUAUAAAAUCAUUAGAUUUAUUACCUCAUGUAUUACAACAAGAUUGGUCAAAUGUUUGGUUACAAAAUUUUACUGGAUCAAUAACUAUAUGGCCAAGAAAUAAAUUAAAAGAUUUUUGGUAUAUAUUAUCUGAUCCAAGUGAAAAACAAUUGGAGGAAAUUAUAAUGAAAGGUGAAAGAUCAUUAUAUCCCAAACUCCUAUUUAUAAAAAAUAGAAUAUCAAUUGAAAGAUCAAUUGAAAAAGGUAGACAAUUAACUACAUCAAAAAUGAAAGAAGCUAAAAUGAAUUUAGUGCUUAAUUCAGAUGAUGAAGAUGAAGAUUAUAUUCCAAGUGAUUAUGAUUUUAAUAAAUUUAAAAAUUCAAUUGGUUUAACAAAUAAAGAAAUUGAAGAUCAAUUUAUAACUUCUUUAGAUGAAGAUGAAGAUGAUGAUGGUGAUUUAGAUGAUUAUUUUGAUGAUGAUGGAUUAGAAAGUGAUACUUAUGAUAGUGAUGCUCUUUUCAAUUCUUCAAAAAGGGAAAAGUUUAAAAAAGAUAGACGUAAUACAAUUUUUUAA